Messenger RNA from Chara braunii, 2313 nucleotides. NCBI's taxonomy places the organism in Eukaryota, Viridiplantae, Streptophyta, Charophyceae, Charales, Characeae. The record is from the annotation of a GenBank genome assembly.
GCGGGCAACGGCCACGCACGGUAGCCGUUGGCAGAGGGGGUGGAGCGCGGAGGGCCGAGCGUCCGCGGGUGGUUGCCCGUACUGGACCGUUGGGUCGCUUGCGAGAUGCAGAGUGGGAUGUCGACGUGCGCAGGACGACAGACGGAGCCGCUUUGGGCAGCGCGGGCUGCAACGGUCGAAUUUCAAAAGGAAGGCGGGCGGGUUCGUCGUCUUCUGUGGUGGUUGUCCGCAUAUGAAGGUCGAGCGCCCCUGUCCCGGGCAUGUCGGAACACACAUCUGCAGUGGUCACGUGCGAGGGCGGCUGCAGAGGUGAAUUUCAUAGCUGACGUGCGGAGGAGAUUGCCUCUGCUGGCACUCGCUGUCGUCGUCUUCCUGAUUGUCGUCUUCCUCCACGUGUAUUUUUUGUGGCGGCCGUGGAAACAACAACGCAAGAGGAGGGCUUCGACGAGACGGGCGGCAGGCGAACGUCUAAUGGCGGGCAUGGAGGCACGACCGGCUGCUGCCGCAGGUCAGGGAGGAGUUCGAUCUUCUACGGCGGAGCCUCGAAGGCGGUACGAACCGUCCAUGUACACCCAUCUGGAGUCGUGGGACACGCCAUUGCCCCCGUCGGACGAGGAGCCGGAGAAGGAAGAACUUUCGACGUUGCCUCUCGCUAGCGGCUCGACUCAGUUGUGGUCGCAGACGGUGCGAGCAGGCGGGUCGGCUCCCGACGAAGGGGGCGAGUUCACGUCAUUGCUGCAUCAAGGCUUGCGGGACGACGACGACGGAGGAGUUGAUCUGAGGUUCGGGUUGUGUUCUGGCGGCGGCAGGGAGGCAAGCCGUACGUUCAUCAUCGACGGAGAUCAUUCGGCACGUGGCGUUGAGCACGGUGGAAGUCUGCAUAUGGAGCAGUCCACACUUCGUCGCGCGGCACCCGUGACUGGCGCGGUCGGGCCAUCGCCAGCGGGACGGCAGCAUGGAUCGAAUGCUCCGUAUGUCGAUCGAUUGACACCGACCUGGCCCGCACCCCCCGGGGUGGCAGCAGGGCCCCUGCGCAUGGGCGGUGCACGUUCGUUGAUGCCAACGUGCACAACACUGAUCGAAUCCGGAGUGAGGGACAACGGAACGUGCAGAGCGCCGGUACGUCCACGACCCACUGUGGACAACAUAACACGUGGAGUGUCGAACAUGCGGGCACACAGCGAUGGAGGCGAAGACGACGUUGGAUUCGGUGACGACGCAGACGAAGGGAUGAGGGAAGACGUGGAAGCGGGGGACGACGACGACGACGUUCCAAUUCGGCCUUUGGGGAAGACGGCUGGGAGGGGGAGAGGACGCGGCAGAGGUGGUGUCCGUGGUCGAUCCGUUGGCCGUGGAGGCAGAGGUGGCCCCGCAGAAGAGGACAACGACGAUGAUUUCAUGAUGGAGGACGAUCAGGGCGAGGCGACGGCGUCUGCAGGACGGGAGAGUGCCAGGCAGCGUACUGCGGAUCAGAGCGCUUCAAAGAGGAUGUCAACCCCUCCGCCGGAGGCGCAGCAGCUGCGUGUCCGCGAAACGUGGAAAGAGAAGGGUGUUGUGGUGGACCUUGGCGGCGAAGACGACAAGCCUUUGGAAAAACGUCGCCUGCGCAGUGCGACACAAGCGACCACAGCGGCGGUGUCGACGGCUCGCGUUGCGGAGGACGAAAGGCCGAUCACAGGUGCACUGCCCUGCACGUCGUCUCAGCCGCGUCAGCGCAACGACGGUGGUGACGGUGCGUCUCGCCAACGAGGUGGUGGUGGGGGAGUCGUGGCAGACGCGCGUGCAGCAGGGGGCGAGGCGGCAGGUGGCGCGGGUGUGGCUGUUGCAGGUGUUGUCCCUCCCGUUCCGGCGGCGAGAGAGGAGGCUGCAGUUCCGGCGACGGUGAGAGAGGAGGGUCGUGGACAGAACACGAACCAACGGGAUGGCGGCGAGGCCGCUUCAAGCCGGGCACGCAGGGGAGUCAUGACGAAAGACCUUAUCGACCGUGCACUUCUUUGGGUGGAUGACAAAUGUUUCUGGACGACAGGUGAAGGACGCAGACUUUACAACAUCGUCCACGAAACCAAAGAGUACUUCAUCGCCUUCGCCAGCGGGCUUCCGCCACUUGAACUUCCGCGGAGCGUUUUCGUCCCCAAAUCCAGCACGAGGGUGGCGAGGAUCGCAGACCAAUCACAACUCCAGCAAGCGAUCUCCUGUGCAGCGGCGGUGGAGAAUAUAGUUCUGCGCAUCUUGCACGGCUAGGUUUUCAAGUCCGGGAACCGCCCAAGGGGGUACCACCUUGCUUUCCAGUACUCGUUGGAGUCCGUAGUGACG